This is a messenger RNA of Macrobrachium nipponense, 5405 nucleotides long. RefSeq names its product thrombospondin type-1 domain-containing protein 4-like. Gene Ontology annotation, biological process: proteolysis; extracellular matrix organization. Gene Ontology annotation, cellular component: extracellular matrix. The record is from RefSeq and is a predicted model, not a curated record. NCBI's taxonomy places the organism in Eukaryota, Metazoa, Arthropoda, Malacostraca, Decapoda, Palaemonidae. Gene Ontology annotation, molecular function: metalloendopeptidase activity.
AGUGACUGUCCGGCCAAUAGCUGCAUUAACUUUGGAAGUGUUAUCUACCGAAAAUAUCAGCGCCCGUGUUUACAGUGUGGGCAGCUGUCGGCUGUACUCAUGAAGCUGUUGCUGCUGUUAUUCGCUGUGAUGCUCAUGGUUCCCCGCACUGUUGCACAGCAGGGAUCCUACCCCGAAGAGGGUCACGGUCAAGAGAGGUCAACUAAUAAUGUAAGCGCAGUUCACCGCUUGGUCGUGGAGCGACUUCGCCAGCUCAAUGGGAAUGGAGGGACCUGGGGCGAGUGGUCCCCUUGGACGCCUUGUUCCAGGUCAUGUGGUGGUGGAAUCUCCAUUCAGUCCCGAGAGUGUCUCAUGAACCAUGGGCGACAACGAGCUCGAGCAAAGCGACAGGCGGCAUCCACCAGCACAGGCAGCCGCUGUGUAGGCUUAUACAAGAGAUUCCAGCUUUGCAAUACUGAGGAGUGUCCGGGUGGUUACCAGGACUUCAGGUGGGAGCAGUGCGCCUCAUUCAACAAGACACCUUUCAACAGGAGGUUUUACACCUGGGCCCCCUAUUACGACAGUCCGGAUUCGUGUGCCCUCAACUGCCGCGCUGUCGGCCUCAGCUUCUACGCCACUCUGAACCAGACAGUUAUCGAUGGCACUCGAUGCGGCAACUCCGAUAACAAGAAGAUCUGCGUGGCGGGAAGAUGCAUGGAAAUAGGAUGUGACAAUGUAUUGGGAUCUGGCAACCGCUUUGACUCGUGUGGCAUCUGUGGAGGCGACAACAGCACGUGCAGGAUAAUAUCUGGUGUCUUCUCUCGUGCCAAGAUGCCCUAUGGAUAUAAUGUUAUCGCAACCUUGCCCUCUGGUGCCAGUAACAUCACAAUUCAACACAUACGACCUUCUACAAAUUACUUAGCGCUAAAACACCUGGAAGGAGAUUUCUUUUUGAAUGGUAACUGGGGCAUAAAUGCCUCUGGGAGCUAUCAAGCUGCAGGAACCACUUUCUACUACCAGCGGCCUGAAAGGUUUCAAGGAGACAUGGUCACGGCGAUAGGGCCUCUCCAGCAUGCAGUCAAUGUUAUGGUAUUCUAUCAGUCAACAAAUCCUGGGAUCAAGUAUGAGUAUCACCUCCCGAUGUCUCCCUCACGAAGAAGAAAUUACCCAGUUGUGGUUCCAGGGACGCCUCAGAGACCUCAUAUUAGACCUGACAACCCUCUUAACCCCCUCGUUCCAGGGGGCCCAGCAUCCAGGACCCCACCCUCUGGACCCGUCAAUGAUGCUCGGUCAAGCAAUAAUUACGGCAACUCCGUGCUAGCGAACAGGAGGAGAGAGGAAGAGGAAGAGGAGGAAAAGAAGAAAAAGAGGAAGGAACGGAGAGGGAGGAAGGACGGAGGCAAGGAUAAACUGAAGCACGAGAAACGAAGGAAGAGAUACGAGUGGAAAGUCGUCGGUUUUAGCAGCUGCACAGAAACUUGUGGAGGAGGCACCCAGACAACUCGCGUGGUUUGCGUCAAACGGAAACGUGGCAACGAGGUUCCAGACAAACACUGCGUCGACCUUCCACGUCCAGCUGAGGACACUGUCAGGUGUAACUUGCGCCCUUGUCCUGCUCAGUGGGUGCCAGAACCAUGGGGACCGUGUAGUGUGACGUGCGGUCUGGGCGUACAGACACGCCAUUUGUCGUGCAAAAUGAGGCUGUCACCGGAUCAGUAUAUCAGCGCUGCUGAGGCUGCAUGCCCUGCUACCACCUCGAUACCCAGAGCUCAGGUUUGCGAACUUGCUUCCUGCGACAGCGGUCCUGCCUGGAAGGUGGGCGAAUGGGGAGCUUGUUCCGCUCAGUGUGGUCUCGGAACCAGGCACAGGCCUGUGUCUUGCUCUACCAUCCAGGGACCUGUGGCGGAACAUCUUUGCGACAGGGAAAAGAAACCCUCGAACCAGGAGCUUUGUGAUAUGGGAUCCUGUGCGACAGACACCUGGUUCUUCUCGACCUGGGAAGAGCGGUGCUCUGAAGAAUGCGGCGACGGCGUCCAGAGGCGCCGAGUUCAUUGCUCAGGUGAUGCCCUUGACAACCAGGUGACCGAGACCUCCUGCGACCCCGAACAGAGACCGGCCACCACAAGGGCAUGCACCUCCGACCGAGGGUGCGGGGGCAAGUGGUUUACCGGCCCUUGGGGUGACUGCAGCUCAGAAUGCGGUCCUGGUCGUAGGUCGAGAGCUGUAGUUUGUGUCGAGUGGAUUAGGGGACGAUGGAAGAUUACAAGUGAUGUCAGUAAAUGCAAAGCUGCCCCAAAGCCAGAAACCACUGAAAGGUUGUACUAAGAUUUGCCCACCUCAGUGUACACUUCUGAAUGGUCACAGUGCUCAGCAUCUUGUGGAAGUGGUGUUCAAAGGAGGGAAGUAAAGUGCCUGAACGAAAAGCAGGAACCUGCUUUAGAUUGCACGUCAGCAGAGAAACCAGACACAAGACAGCCUUGCAAUACACAAUCUUGUCAUCAAGAGCAAGCAGAUGAGAGUGCCAGCAACAGUUCAGUCAGAAAUGAGGAGCCCCAAAAAGUACCGAGUUCUUCCGGGGACAGUGUAAACAGAAAAACCACAGGUAAUAUUGUUUUUCCAGGAGCAGAUAGGGGCAGGCCUCUAGAAGUAACCAGUCCAGGGGUGGAAACUGUGAAUGCGAGCACUCGCAUAUAUUACGAGGAGAGGAGUAGGACCACCAACGCAAAGCUAGACGGGGGUGAUGAUCAUUCCAGCGCUAGUAGUGAUGAUGAAAUCGAUAAUAGGGUUUCAGGUAUACCUCCUGUUGUUGGUGAUUGGAGAAGUGGUCAAGAUUUUGAUAGCAUUUCUGAUCGAGAUUCACAAUACUCAGAAAUUGAAGGAGAUACUGGAGACCUUGAAGUCGAUAAUGAUGAUGAAGAGAGCCCAAGUGACAGGUCUCACAUCUCGAAAGGCAGCAGAGGACGGCAGCCUCCUUCUCCAGUGAGACCUGGAAGGCCAUGGAAACCCGGUCUACCAACAGUGUCUUGCAUAGACAGAAUGAAGAACUGUCAUCUAGUCUACAAAGCCCGACUCUGCCGUCUAAAGUACUACAAUAAGCUGUGCUGUGAAACUUGUACUAAAAACCAGUGAACGUUGAAGCGAUCGUUCGAUUUUGGACUUCUGUAGCAACUGCAAUCACUUGUAGUAAGCACUCUUAGUACUGCAACUGCAGCCAGGAAGGCAUUGCAGCAGCUCUCGACUGCAAGUGUGGAUUGAGCGUAGAAGCCUUCAAGCAGCAGCGUCAUAGCAUGUGCACUUUUGUAGACUUGAUUGUGAGUUUCAGCAGAUUUUUUUUGUUUUCUCCGGAGACAUCAGUCGUAAGCGGGAGGUCGUCUUCAGCAGAAUGAGAAGAAACACCAUGGCCUCGUGAAAAUGAAGAGGCUCCAUUUCUGCCUCUGCCGCCUAGCUUACGUUUCCCAAAAUAAAGGGACGGCCAUACUUCGAAGCAGUUUGUGGGAAAAAAGAAAGUUAUCGGACGUGUUUUUCUUUUUUUUUUCUUUUUAGCAGAACGGUAAUUAAGUGAGAACCUGAGAGUUAAGGACAGUGAGAUGUAUCAAAUUUGACUGGCUUUAAACGUUCUGAUGGUUACACAUUUUGUGAUUACGGCAAAGGAUACAUACAACUGGAAUGUAUAUAAUAUAUAAAUUAUAUAUAGAAAAUAGAUAUAGUGGAAAUAUAUACAUACUUUAUUUACAUGAAGUGUAAAUAGUAAGUAUUAAUAUAUCCAUAUCCAAGUCAUAAUGUUUAAAAGUGUAGUCAGAUGAUAGUGCAAAGAGGUGUUUCUAAUGACAGAAUUGACAAAAAAUAUUUUAAAAAGCUAAAAGUUAUACGAGGUUCCUUAGGGGAAAGUUAUUUUCGUGGGAAGAUCCACGUAAAAGGUCAUUAGUUUCGCCGACAAUGAUUGCAACAAGAUUUUAAUGCUACGGAACUCUCAGCACAGGGAAAGACUUAUUAAUAUUAAAGCCGCAUCACUUUCCAGUAUAAAGAAAACGAAAGCAUGCAGCUCUAGUUUCAGCGGAGGUUUGCAAAAUGGUGAAAGAUGUGUAUAUAGUUAAAUGUGUUUUUGCUUGUGGAUUGUAGGCAGUGAUGAGUAAGCUAAUAAUGGAGUAAAUGCAAUUGAUGUUUCUUAAUUGGCAUGCUAAAAAAAGGCACACACUAACACCCCUAUGGAUUAAAAAAAAUUGCCAUUGUCUUUUGAGGUGAAAUGCAAUUCUUCAAAUAGUCAAGCUUUUAAACAUCAAGGAAUUUGUAUUGACAUUGUGCAAAACUCAUCUCGAGGUAGAUUAAUUAAUGCAUUUUUGGUAAAGACCGUCGACUUUAUUAUCUGAAAAACUUUUUUUUAUAUUUCCCUCAACUGGACAAUAGGAGAAAAGUUUUUUAAGAAUUAUUCCAAUAAUGAAUUCCAGACCUGAUGAAUGAAAAUGGUUAUUUGUUAUACAUCAAUAACCGUUAUACUUCUCAUUUAGUUGACUAUGAAUUUUAAAGAAUUUGACAAGUACGACGACGGUAAAAGUGCUCUGUAAUAAUCUUUUAGUCGACAACAACUAGAAAUAAUAGAAAAAAAAUGUUUACUGGAUUUGCCUUGUUCGGCAUUAUUUCAAGGUACGUUCUGGCUGGUAAGCGAUUAAAUAUACUAAGUGGGCCAAUAAGGAGUAGAUUAAGCUCGGACUAUUGACUAUCAAGGUAAAUGCCUCGCGCAAAAGAGAUUAGAGUGCAUACUGUAAGCUUGAACGUCAUCAAAGCACGAGCAUUAAAUUAACGUGCACUUUAAUGAGACCGAAUUUGCUCUCCUCUUAUAAUGAAAGGCUUCCAAGUACGAGUUUCGCCGUGAUCAUUGCUCCGUCAACCUUAGACUUGAAUGAGGUCAUUCAUUCUGCUUAUGCAAAAGGUCCUUUUAUAGUCUGCCUGCAAUCUGGAGGCUAAAGAAUUCCUCAAAAUUUUUUGAUAUCAAGGUAUUCUGGAAUAAAGGUUUUUUUUUCACGAAAUCACCACAUGGAUUUGUGUUUUAUGGAUAUACAGGUGACCAAAGCAUUAUAAGGAAAUAAGAUAUUUGUUUCUUAAGUGUUUCGUUUUGCACAGUUUUUUUUUUCUCCUAAGCCUAUCUUUAUGUAAGUAUAGGGUGUUUUAAAAGACUGUGAAAUAUAUAUUUAGAGUCGCGAGGAGCUUUCGGUCAAACUAAGCUGCUAGUUGAAUGAUUCGAACGGGUACGAUUUUAAACUCUCUUCAGUGAUUCGGGAUCGGACAAUAUCAUUUUGAGCCACGUCAGCUGACUCGAAUACUUCGUGCUUUAGCACAAAUUUUUCUCUUAUUUAUUUGACAAAACUUCAGUUUAAUAAAAAUGACACCAGUUAACAAACGGAAAAUUAUUUUUUGUUAUAUGCUGGGUA